AUGACAGCAAUCAAAUAUUUGCAUAAUAACAACAGAGUUCACGGUGAUAUUAAACCUCAAAAUUUAUUAGUUUUUUCAUUAAAUAAAAAAGAUGAUGUUGUCUGUAAAUUAUCUGAUUAUUGGAAUAUUCAACAAAUAACAGGAGUUUCUUCAGAUAUUAUCACUGAUGAUGAAAUGAUUUCAGUUGCUAUUUUCCAAGCACCAGAAGUUCUUAAAGGAAAAGAACCUACUAAAUCGUCUGACAUUUAUUCUCUUGGAAUGUGUUUAUUAGAAAUCUUUCAACAACAUGAAAUAUAUCAAGACAAACCAUUCGUUAAUGGUUGGGAUGCUGCUGUCCAAGUAGCAAAAGGAAAACGUCCUAAUUUUGAUCCUGAUUUUAACGAACAAAUAACUUCGAUCAUUAAACAAUGUUGGCAACAAGAUAAAGAUGAACGUCCAUCAAUUGACGAAGUGAUUAACCAAUUCCAAUCCAUUGAAUUCUAA
Molecule: messenger RNA, 483 nt
Organism: Entamoeba dispar SAW760
Lineage: Eukaryota; Evosea; Mastigamoebida; Endamoebidae
Product: serine-threonine protein kinase, putative
Exons: 1
Coding region: 1-483 (160 amino acids)
Biological process (GO): protein phosphorylation
Molecular function (GO): protein kinase activity; ATP binding
Source: RefSeq, a predicted model, not a curated record